Messenger RNA from Pyrenophora tritici-repentis Pt-1C-BFP, 2076 nucleotides. RefSeq lists its product as uncharacterized. The record is from RefSeq and is a predicted model, not a curated record. Lineage: Eukaryota; Fungi; Ascomycota; Dothideomycetes; Pleosporales; Pleosporaceae. Gene Ontology annotation, cellular component: RQC complex. Gene Ontology annotation, biological process: ribosome-associated ubiquitin-dependent protein catabolic process; rescue of stalled cytosolic ribosome.
AUGUCUUCACGAGCAUUGCGGAGGGCGCAAAAGGAGCUGGAAGAGAAACAAAUCCAGGAAAGACUUGCACAGGACCAAGAAGAUGAGGAAGAGUCGGAACCCGAGGAGGCCCCAAACACAAAGGCGAAACCCAGUUUGUUCGCUCUGUUAGGAGACAGUGGCGGUGUUGAAGAUGAGGAUGAGGACGAGGACGAGCCACAGGGAGAUCGUGGGCCAAGCGCAGAUGCUUCCGACGAUCACGCACACGUUACGUCAAAACCUUCAAAGAAGAGUAAGAAGAAGAAAAAGAAGGCAAAGAACAAGGGAAAGGAAAAGGCUACAGACACUGCUGAAAGUGCUGCUGUGGCCAAGGGUCGAUCAGAUCUUGAUGAAAUUGAUCAGGCACUUCUUGCCCUCAACUUGAGCGCAAGGGGUCAAGCCGUCACUGGUUCGGACGAGCAAGAUGCGGCCGUCAGCGAGGAGAAGAAGCAACUUUUCUCCGUCCUCAGCGUCGAAAGCCCAAAUUUGCAUGAUGCCAACGAGAUGAAGAAGUUGUUCGGCCGGGCUACUCUGCAAAAUACCGAGGAUGAAGGGCGAAAUCGACGUGGCCAGCAGGGCGGCAUCGCAGCUGCGAUUGCAGGACGUAACGGUCCCGGCGCUCGCAAUCUUGCUUCCUUGGGUCUCCGUAGGAACAUCUUCAUACAAGGCAAAGAGGAGUGGCCGCGUGCUACAUCUGGCGGUCUUGGAAUGGAAAUUGUCGAGAAGCGAGCAGAUGGCUCUGUUGAAUACAAGUUUGUGCACAACCGCAUGUAUCAAGAUGUCCAGCGACAGUUCCAGCUAUGCGUUGCAAGUAUGGAUCCUGAGCGCAUGGUUCAACUUCUCCACCACAAUCCCUACCACAUCUCUACACUGCUUCAGGUGUCUGAAAUCGCAAAGCAACAACGAGAGGGUGCUGCUGCCGCAGAUAUGCUAGAGCGUGCUCUGUUCACAUUUGGGCGCUCAGUACACUCCACCUUUGCUGCUAACAUGGCUGCUGGAAAAGCUCGAUUAGACUUCCGCCGUCCUGAGAACCGGGAAUUCUGGCUCGCUGUAUGGCGCUACAUUGCCACACUAGGAGUUCGCGCAACAUGGCGAACGUCUUUCGAAUGGGCUAAGCUGCUACUCUCCAUGGACCCUGAACAAGAUCCUUAUUGUCUCCGACUACUUAUUGACCAGCUAGCUCUGAGAGGUCGAGAACCUGAGGCUCUGAUCAAUUUAGUCGAAGCAGAUUAUCUACAGCGACAGUGGAAGGUACCACCGAACCUCGCUUUCAGUGUUGCACUUGCGUAUGAUCGUAUCAAGGAACCUCAGAAAGCACGCUCGGCGCUGCGUAAUGCUGUCAAGGAGUACCCAUGGAUAGCAGCCCGGCUGUGCAAGGAGCUCGACAUCUCCCCGAUACCGAAGCCAGUGUGGGCCAAGGAACCAAAUAACGACUACCAAGAGGUGCUAUGUCAACUGUAUGUGCCAAAGGCCAAGGACUUGUGGAAUACUACAGAAGGCACUACCUUGCUAGUAGAGAUUUGCUACUCUUUCGAAGAGGAGCUGGGGGCAGGGGAAGACCCAUACUGGCUUGCCCAGAUACCAGAAAAUGAUCUAGCUAGGCAUGUUAUUCUCUCAGAUAACCAGGCGCUCCUGUCACUCCUUGAAGUUCGGGUCAAGUCCAGAUAUACGUCAGUAUCGGACCCCUUGCCGCCUGAUGACAGCAUCGAAUCUUACGACACUUCAACAGCGACAGCUGCAGCAUUUUCUGGACGUCCCAGGAAUGCCGCUCUAUUACAGGAACUACUAGCCGAUCUCGAAAUGUGCCGGGACUAUUUCGAGAGAAUAGGAAUCGAUAGGCUGACGCAGCAAGAUGUGAAUGAUGAGGAUUUAUUGCGGGCGUUGGAAGAGGCAAACAGCAGUUUGGAAGAAUUGAGGAGCUACACAGAACGCUUCCAGCUUGUGCAGGAGAGGCUCCACGUAGAAGGUGUACAGGUGGUAUUGAACGAGCCUCCUGAGGUGCGGGGCAUUGACACUGGCUCAGAUACAGAUGAGUAGGUAGCGGUGGUCAGGUUGCGC